AGCAAUGGCGACUCUUUCUCUCUCCCUGGUACACUCCCAGGCCCUCCCCCUAUGGCGACAAGGGCUGCGGCAGCGACGGUUGCAUGGCUCGUUCAGCUGCCAGUCCAGACACGCACACGCUGCCGGGAGAGUGCAGGCGAGCUACAGGGGUCUUGAGCCGCUGUACGAUGAUGGGUACGGGACGGUCAAUGACAUGGGCCACUAUUAUAAGGCGAUCGGGGAGCUGGUGGAGCACGACGGCCGGCCGCCCCGCUGGCUUUGCCCCGUCGACGCCGGCGAACCGGCGGUCGAGGAUGCCCCAGUCAUGCUGUAUCUGCCAGGGAUAGAUGGAAUGGGGAUGGGGCUCUGCAUGCACCACAAGGAUCUUGGAACGAUAUUUGAACUUAGAUGCAUGCACAUUCCUCUUCGCGACCGCACGCCGUUCGAAGAACUUGUCACAAUGGUAGAAGAUGUUGUGAGAGCAGAGCAUUCUGCUUCUCCUACUAAGCCCAUCUACAUAUUGGGGAAUUCAUUUGGAGGAUGCAUAGCUCUUGCAGUCGCCGCUCGUAAUCCUGGCACUGAUUUGGUACUGGUACUAGUUAGUCCAGCUACAUCAUUUGAGAGAUCACGCAUAAAAACACUUCUGUCGGUUUUCAGCCCGUUGUCGGACCGCGUCUGUAUUGCAGCUGCAGCUCUACUGAAUUACAACAUCCACAAUGAGGUGAACAUGGCACUGAGUAUAAUGAAAAGUGGGAGGCAUCCUUUAGAAGCACUCAGCAGAUUGACAAGUAACAUGUCAUCUUCCCUGAAGCAUUCGAAAAUGCUGGACAAACUACCAAAGGACACACUAAAAUGGAAGAUUAAACUGAUCAAACAGGCUGCAUCAUACGCUAAUAGCCAUAUAGAAUCAGUUACAGCCGAGGUGCUACUGCUAGCCAGCUGCGCCGACAGGUUACUUCCGAGCAAAUCUGAAGCUAACAGGCUACAGAAGAAGUUACCCAAAUGCAGAGUCUUCUUCUUUGAGAAGCAUGGCCAUAGCUUGCUGCUGGUGAGUUUUUUUAAGCAGACUUUAUCACCCCUUCUGAAUCUGCAGUUGCUCUGGACAUACGACGAUAUCAGGAGCGUGCCCUUCGGCGGGAAGCUGCUGCGGGCCUACAGCAACCAUCUGAAGCUAAGGGACACUCAGGAGGUGAUCUUCCCCGGCGCAGUUCCGAAGAUUCCCGGCCGGUUCUACUACCGGUUCGGGAAGCCGAUCCCGACGAGGGGGCGGCAGGACGUGCUCACCGACCGGCGGGCCGCGACCGAGCUCUACUUCGAUGUUAAAUCGGAGGUGGAGGAAAUCAUCGCCUACCUGCUGGAGAAGAGGGAGGAGGACAGGUACAGGAGCAUCCUGCCCAGGCUCCUCUACCGAGCUGUGAGGGGGUCCAAAACUGAAGUCCCAGCCUUCAACCCUUAACAUACAUAGUACUACUAGUAAUGUUGCACGUUGCACCAAGUAUGGUGUAUGUAUAUAUUCUCAAAAACUCACGACCCAUACCAUAAUACUAAUACUCUACAUGAUUAUACUA
Molecule: messenger RNA, 1547 nt
Organism: Triticum aestivum (bread wheat)
Lineage: Eukaryota; Viridiplantae; Streptophyta; Magnoliopsida; Poales; Poaceae
Product: acyltransferase-like protein At1g54570, chloroplastic
Exons: 9
Coding region: 5-1435 (476 amino acids)
Cellular component (GO): membrane
Source: RefSeq, a predicted model, not a curated record